This is a messenger RNA of Paramecium sonneborni, 7061 nucleotides long. The record is from the annotation of a GenBank genome assembly. NCBI's taxonomy places the organism in Eukaryota, Ciliophora, Oligohymenophorea, Peniculida, Parameciidae.
AUGAAAAAAAGUCUUUUCAUAAUAUUGUGCUUUUUGAAUUAAGCAAUAAUUCUAUAAUCAGAAUCAAUAUAAUGUGAAUGUGUGCAUUUAACAGAGCCAGAAAAAUGCAAGAAGUCUGCAAAAUGCAGAUGGAAUGAAAUGGAAGAAAGAUGUUCUUAAUCUGCAAAUUUUUCAUUAUAAAAUCAAAUUACAUCAUAUUGUGCUUAAUUUGCAGAGGAAGAAUGCGUAUAAGAGGAGAAAUGUGCAUUUAAUUUAGGUAAAUGCAUAGAUUUUGUUAAUUGUGAAUCAUUUACUAAGGAGAAAUGCAAUUAAUCAUCGUAUUAAUGUAUAUCUGAUGGAAAAAAAUGUAUACCAAAAGGAUUUUGUUCUGAUUACAUAACUUAAAUAGCAUGUCAAAGUUAGAAUUCUUAAGGAAAAUAUUGUAAAUGGAUAAAAAAAAAUGAUAAUUUAAAUUAUUGUGAAGAUGUCGAAGAAUGUUAAGACCUUCCUAUGUCUAUGAAAUUUGAUAGUGAUUGUAGAAAAUAGAUAGAUAAAUGUACAAUAUCAACAAAAGGGGGAUGCUAAAUUUCUUAAAAAUAUUGCAAUUUAUAUUAAUAAAAAGAAUAAUGCUAUUUUAAUUUGAAUAUGGUUGAGUGUUUUUGGGAUGAAGUUUUUAAUAAAUGUUCUGAGAAAAUUUGUAUUAAUAAAUAAGCAUCUCUUUAUUAAGAAUGUUAGAAAAUCCAGCCUAUUUGUACAACUAAUGGUGUAAAUUGCAUUGAAAAAUUAGAUUGUAAUUAAUAUUAAAAUCCAAAUUCUUGUGUUGAGGAUAAAAAAGGAAAUAAAUGCGUUUUUUAUUAAGAGAAAUGUUAUUAAAAGAAUUGCAUGAGUGCUCCAAAUUUUAUCAACAAAAUGAUUGAAUGUUAAGUAUUUUAUUAAAAUAAUAUUGUUUGUGUUCCUAAAUAGUUAGGAGGAUGUAAAAUAAUUCCUUUAUAAUGUGAUGAAUUAGAAACAGAAGAUUCAUGUAAACAAAUUCAAGAAUUAUCUGGUAAGAAAUGUAUAUGGGAUGAAUAAUAGAAAUUUUGUAGAAUUAGAUAAUGUUCUGAUGCUCCAUUAUAAUAUAAUCAUAUAGAAUGUGUAUAUUGGUUAAAUGAAUAUGAAUGUAUUGGUGGUUUAUAAAAUGGUUGUAUAGAAAAUUUUGAUGAUUGUUCAAAAAUUUUAAAUCCUAAGAGUUGCAUCAAAGAUAAAUUAAAUAGAAAGUGCGUUAUUGAAAAUUAAAGGUGUGUCGAAGAAAAAUGUGAAAAUUUUAAAUUUCCAUUUUAUAAUAAUAUUUAUACUUGUGAGAAUAAAUUAAAAAGUUGCACAUAUAGUCUUUAUAGUAAGACGUGUAUUAAUAAGGUAUGUUCACAAUUAGAAGAUAGAUAAUGUAAUUUUGAUUAUUAAAUGAAUAAAUGUAUACGAUUAUCUGGUUGUAUUCAUAAGAAAUGUGAAUAUGCUUCAGUAUAUUAUACCAGUAAUGAAGAAUGUGAAGGUUGGGAUAUAAGAUGCACAGUAAAUGCUGGUGUGAUUAAUGGAAUAUCUUACAAAAAUGGAUGUAUUAUCAAAUAUUUAGAUUGCACAGAUUUUAAAUAUCAAUCAUAGUGUCUAACAACAUUACAAGGUAUUCCUUGUAUUUGGAAUUAAUCUCUUAAUUAGUGUCAAUUUCAUAAUUGUUAGAAUGCACCUCUAACCUUAAGUACUUUAGUUGAAUGUAAAAAAUGGGUUCAAUAUCAUAAUAUUAAAUGUAUCAAUAAAUAAAUUGGAGGAUGCAUUGAUUAAUCAUCAAACUGUUAAGGUUUAAAAGAUAAAGUUCAAUGUGAUGUUGGUUCAUUGUAAGGACCAUGUUUCUGGAAUAUUACAGCUAAUUAAUGUGAAAAUAGAACUUGUGCAAAUGCAUAAAAUGUUAGUUCAAAUUAUUCAUGCAGAUAGUGGUUGUCAUCUUGCAUUUUUAAAUCACCAAACAGCUGUGAAAGUGAAAAUAAUUAAAUUUUAUGUAGUUAAUUUCCAAAAUCAAAUAAUUUUGAUUCUCAUUAAGAAUGUUAAUCAUGGAAUCCUAAAUGUACUCUUAAAUAUGGAAAUGCAUGUUUUGCUGAAAACUGUUCAAAUUAUCCAACUUAAGAAUAAUGUAAAUUCGGAGAAGAUGGAGAUAAAUGUUAAUGGGUUAAUUCUUAAUGUUAAAUUGUUGUUUGUACUAGUAGUCCUAAUUAAUCAAACGAGAUUUAUUGUAAAGCUUAUUCACCAAAUUGUACAUAUUUCAAUACUAGUCAAAACUGCUAAAAUAGAUAACUAACAUGUAAUCAACUUACUGAUUCUUAAUAAUGCUAAUAUCAUUCCAAAUAAGAAAAAUGUAUUUGGAAUACCACUGGUAAUCUAUGCUACGCUGAAAUUUGUAAUGAUAGUUCUGAUUUAGCAACAAAAAGUCAAUCGCACUGUGAGAACAGAUAAUUUAAAUGUAAUUAUAAUGAGGCCACAUAAAAUUGUGAGGAUUUAUAAACAAGCUGUUUUAAUGUAGGAAAUCCUACACAUUUAAAUUGCUAUUUGAAAAAUAAAAAAUGUAUUUUUAAUGAAUUGUCAAAUAAAUGUGAAGAAAUUAAACUUUGUUCAGAUGCUACAACUUAUAACAAUUACACUUGUUAGGAAAUUAAAGACAAUCAGGUUUGUUAAAUAAAGAAUUUUACAUCUGGUUGUCAAGCUUUAGCUGAUUUAUGUUCAUAAUAUAUUCAUUAAUCGAAUUGCAUAUUAGAUANCAAUCAUAGUGUCUAACAACAUUACAAGGUAUUCCUUGUAUUUGGAAUUAAUCUCUUAAUUAGUGUCAAUUUCAUAAUUGUUAGAAUGCACCUCUAACCUUAAGUACUUUAGUUGAAUGUAAAAAAUGGGUUCAAUAUCAUAAUAUUAAAUGUAUCAAUAAAUAAAUUGGAGGAUGCAUUGAUUAAUCAUCAAACUGUUAAGGUUUAAAAGAUAAAGUUCAAUGUGAUGUUGGUUCAUUGUAAGGACCAUGUUUCUGGAAUAUUACAGCUAAUUAAUGUGAAAAUAGAACUUGUGCAAAUGCAUAAAAUGUUAGUUCAAAUUAUUCAUGCAGAUAGUGGUUGUCAUCUUGCAUUUUUAAAUCACCAAACAGCUGUGAAAGUGAAAAUAAUUAAAUUUUAUGUAGUUAAUUUCCAAAAUCAAAUAAUUUUGAUUCUCAUUAAGAAUGUUAAUCAUGGAAUCCUAAAUGUACUCUUAAAUAUGGAAAUGCAUGUUUUGCUGAAAACUGUUCAAAUUAUCCAACUUAAGAAUAAUGUAAAUUCGGAGAAGAUGGAGAUAAAUGUUAAUGGGUUAAUUCUUAAUGUUAAAUUGUUGUUUGUACUAGUAGUCCUAAUUAAUCAAACGAGAUUUAUUGUAAAGCUUAUUCACCAAAUUGUACAUAUUUCAAUACUAGUCAAAACUGCUAAAAUAGAUAACUAACAUGUAAUCAACUUACUGAUUCUUAAUAAUGCUAAUAUCAUUCCAAAUAAGAAAAAUGUAUUUGGAAUACCACUGGUAAUCUAUGCUACGCUGAAAUUUGUAAUGAUAGUUCUGAUUUAGCAACAAAAAGUCAAUCGCACUGUGAGAACAGAUAAUUUAAAUGUAAUUAUAAUGAGGCCACAUAAAAUUGUGAGGAUUUAUAAACAAGCUGUUUUAAUGUAGGAAAUCCUACACAUUUAAAUUGCUAUUUGAAAAAUAAAAAAUGUAUUUUUAAUGAAUUGUCAAAUAAAUGUGAAGAAAUUAAACUUUGUUCAGAUGCUACAACUUAUAACAAUUACACUUGUUAGGAAAUUAAAGACAAUCAGGUUUGUUAAAUAAAGAAUUUUACAUCUGGUUGUCAAGCUUUAGCUGAUUUAUGUUCAUAAUAUAUUCAUUAAUCGAAUUGCAUAUUAGAUAUUAAAAAAAAACAGUGUUAUUGGAGCGUCCUAUUAUAAAUAUGUCUAGAUUUAUAAUGUUCUAUAAUAGAGGAUAGUUUAUCAACUCAUAAUGAAUGUCAAUAAUUUUCAUUGAAUUGUACUUUAAAUUUUGAUAAUUCGCAUUCCUGCAUGGAUUUGCAAGAGUGUGAAGAUUAUAUAAAAAAAGAUCAAUGUUAUAUUAAUAAAUAUUAAUAAACAUGUAGUUGGGUUAGAAAUAGAUGUAUUUUUGAUGUUUGUAAGAGUAGUCCAUUAGGUAUUUACACUCAAUAGAUUUGUUAAGAAUAAUAUGAUAAAAAAUGUACAAUAAAUGAAGAUAGAUCUGGAUGUAUCACAAAAUUAGAUUUUUGUAAUUAAUACAAUAAAUUCUAAUGUUUAACUCCAAAUCAAAGAAAUAUUGAUGAAGUUGAAUGUUUUUGGGAUUAAUCUAGUGGAGAUUGUAAGGAAGUAUUAUGUCAUCAAGCAAAUGAUUAGAUUAGAGAAUUGAUAGAAUGUGAAUAAUUUAAUUAAAAUUGUCAAACAAAGAUAUGUAAAAUGUCUCUUUGUGAUGAUUAUAAAUAUGAACUAGAUAUUUAAUGUUCAAUAGCUCUGAGUAAUAAUAAAUGUAGAACAGAUGGAAAAUAAUGUGUAGAGAGAACAUUAUGUUAAGAUGUAAAUAAUAAAGCUGGUUGUACUUUUGCAAUUGAUUUUAAAAAUUGUAUUUGGUUGGAAGUUGAAAAUCGUUGUGUUAAUAAAACUUGCGAUACAGCAUCAAUCAAUAUUAACAGUCAUUAAGAAUGUUAAGAUUAUUUAAUAUAAUGUACAAAUAAAAUAGGAGGAGGAUGUAUUAAAAUAACAACAUGUUAUUCAAUUUCAUCUUAAGAAGCAUGUGUGUAAGAUUAAGAUAAAGAAUAAUGUAUGUGGGAUUUUAAUAAUAAAAAAUGCAUUUAUUUAGAAUGUUAUACUUUUUGUGGCGAUGGAAUAUUAGGAAACUAAGAAGAAUGUGAUGAUGGUAAUCUAAUACCAUAUGAUGGUUGUUAUAGAUGUAGAAUAUAAUGUUAAUAUGGAUGCAAUAAUUGUAUUGAAAAUAUUUGUUAAGAGUGUAAUUAAGGAUUUGAAUUGGAUUAAAAAGGAAAUUGCUCUGAAAUAUGUGGAGAUGGACUUAUUGUUGGAUAAGAAGAAUGUGAUGAUAUGAAUAAUAUUGAAAAUGAUGGAUGUUAUUAAUGUCGAUUUCAAUGUCAUUAAUAAUGUUUACAUUGUAUUUUUGGUAUAUGUGAUAAGUGUGAUUUUGGAUGGGAAUAGUACGAUAAUUAAUGUAUUUCAGUAUGUGGCAAUGCAUUAACAGUACAUCAAUUUGAAGAAUGUGAUGAUGGAAAUACAGAUGAUAAUGAUGGUUGUAAUUCUUAAUGUAGAGUGGAGUAAGAUUGGGUUUGUUAUUAAUCUUAAACAACCUUAAUUAGUGAAUGUAAAUAAGUCUUACAUCCAUAAAUCAUUUUGUAAAAUAUCUCUUAAAAAAAAGAUUCUCAAUAAAUCAUUAAAUUGUUAUUUAAUUAAUAAGUGUAACUCAAAGAUGAUAUUCGGUUUGAGGAUUUCUUAUAAAUUAAUGUUACUCAAAAUGUUUAAUUUCAAUUAAUAAUCUAACCUGUUGUUUAAGCAUCGCUCUUAUUAAAAUAAGUUGAAUAUCAUCUAUAUAUCACUUUAUUACAAAAGGUUAAUUAUCCAUUCGUUUCAAUCUAAUUAAAUUAAUCUAUUGUUAUUAAUUCAUAAAAAUAAGAACUCACUAAAUUAAUUGAGACUAUUAGUUUAGGUACACCCUUAAUAUUAUCACUAGAUUAAUAAUCUAGAUUAAAUAAUACUAUUGCUUUUAAUUAAAUUAUGAUUUAUGUCUUUAUUGGAUCAUCUUCAUUAUCUGUCUUAACAGGUAAUUUUGAUUUAUUUUUUAAUAUGCUUGCUUUACUUUAAUAACUUUCAUAUGUUAGAUAUUUGAGUGUUCCAUUUCCAAGUCAUCUAGAUUAAUAUUUAAAAGUGUUUAAAGUUGUCUCCUUUUAACCUUUAUAUGAUUAAUUAGAAAUUGAUUAACUCUUUAAAAAAUUAAACUUUGGAAAAGUCCCAUUUAUUCAAUCCAAAAAUAUUAAAAAAUAAGAUUAAGAAUUUAAUAACUCCUUUUUCUUAAUUAAUGCAAAGAGCUUCUAUUUUACUAUGUUUUUAUCUAUUUCUUUUUAUCUCUUAGCAUAAAUUAUUAUUAAUACCAAUUCAAUCAUGAUUCGUUUAUUAUGUAAAAUUAAAUAAUUUAAUCAACUUAAAAAGUUUUAUUAGGUAUAUUAAUAAAUUAAAAAUUUUGGUUUAAAAACUUCUAGGUAUUUUAUUUAUUCAGGAUUAAUAAAAGCAUUUAUAUCUUCUUAAUAUUAACUAAUGUACAGUGCUUAUAAUUAAUGUCCAGAAUACAAAUUCAUAUUUAAAAUAGAAAACCUAUUUGAAACUUUUAACUCAAUAAAUGCUUUGAUUUGCAUCAUUUUACCUCACAUAUUUUUAUUCAAAUCAAUAACUGUAUAAUAAAAGAAAAUUACUUCUUAAGUAUUAAACAAAUAUUUUAUUUUUUAUGAAAAUGUGAAACCAAAUUAUUGGUCAAGAUUCUGUAUUCCAUUUUCAAUGAUAAAAGUAAGCAUUUAUAUGGCAAUUAUUUGUUUUCUAUUUAAUUCUGCUAUUAUUCAAUCCAUUUCAUUAAUUAUGUUAUGUAUAAUAUACUGCUAUUAUCUGAUUGCUGUGCAACCUUUAAUGUAGAAAAUUGAAUUAAUAAGACUCAUACUUAGGGAAAUAACAUUUUUAUUAAUAGUUUCAACUUUUUUUCCUUAUUGUUUAAGUUUUGAUGAUGAAGUAGUAAAUAUUUUAGGUUGGAUUCACAUUGGAUUGUUUUCAUUUAUAAUAGGUUCAAAUAUUUUAUUAGAUGUAGUAAAACAAAUUUUUAACAUCUAUUCAGCCUAUAAAACAAAAAUGAUAAAAAAAGAACUAUAAAAACGUAAGUAUCUAAUAAAUGGUCUUCAAUAAUUUAUUAGAGCCGACAUAAAUUAAAAAACUAUCUAUAACGGACCACUUUCUAUAGGAUUUGAAGUUUAAUCUAACAAUUAAAGCUAAAUAAUAUAGCUUCAUUGA